GAAGAAUAUAAAGCAUCACAACAAUACCCAAAUUUGCUGUAGUGUAGUUCGUCUUCACCUAAAAGUUGAGAUCAGCGGUCAAGAGGUGAACCUCAAAUUGAAGUCAUAAUCUCUCUCUCUCUCUCUAUCUCUCUGUCUACUUUUAUUUUGUUUGUUUUUCUGAUUCUCCCCAAAAAUUUGUGCCUUUUCUCGUUUGAACGCAUGUCCAAAAAGCGACAGCUGUGGAGUCCGAUGAUCAUCGUACCCUUUUUCUCUCCACAAAUGCGAUGCGCGUGCCUUCUCUCCCAUCCUCAUUUCAUUCCUGCUCCUCUUUUACCUUUCACCCUCCCAAAACGCUGCCGUUUUGUCGAUCCAAUUGAAGGAAUCUUCCGGCGCCGCCGAUCGAUCUGAAGAACACUUCUGGUCGGUUUCUAAAUCUUAUUUUAACUUUAGAACAUGAAACUCAAAUUAAGAAAGCGAUGGCAAUCCGUCGUACCUCUUCAUAUGCAAGGCAAAUUGUCGCCAAGGUUUUGUUUGUUCCAUAAAGUUCGGACCGCAAGCUUUGGCCCUGAUGAAACUCCCGUUUAUCUCAAUGUGUAUGACUUGACUUCGAUCAACGGCUUAUUUUUUUGGGCCGGUGUUGGUAUCUUUCACUCUGGGGUCGAAGUGUACGGUACCGAAUACGCUUUCGGAGCUCACGAGUAUCCCACAACCGGCGUCUUUGAAGUGGAACCACGGCAAUGCCCCGGCUUCAAAUUCCGAAAAUCAAUCCUCAUAGGCACGACGAGGCUAAACCACGACCAAGUCCGUGAAUCCAUCGAACAUCACGCGAAAAGAUAUUGGGGCGAUGCGUACAACUUGAUUGCCAAGAAUUGCAACCAUUUCUCCUGCGACAUUUGCCACCAAUUGACCGGAAAUCACAUACCUAAGUGGAUCAACCGUCUCGCCCGAAUAGGUUCGUUCUGCGGCUGCAUAUUGCCAAAGUCUAUCAAGAAAACUACGGUAGGACCGAAUUGUGGACAUCCCGGGAAUGAGAAGAUCUGUGUCGUGAAGAAGUCGUUGAGAGUGUUUUCUUCGAUAUUUCGGAAGGAAAAGGAAGGUUCUAUAUCAUCAUGGUUCCUACAUUCUCAUUACAAGGGGUGUUUGAUGACUCCAUGGGAGCUUAAGAAGUCUUCCAGUAAAUCUUCACAACAAGAAUAGUUUUUCUUUUUUUUAAUUUUUGUGGGAUUGGGCAAUAUUUUGGGUGUGAGAUUUCAAUUCUUAUGCUGAUCCAUGGAUUCUUUUCUUUUCUUUUUUUUUUUUUUUGUGAAAAAAGAAAAUGUGGAUUUUUUGUGAAUUAGAUACCUUGUGGCUUGGUGAGUGUAAGAUCAUCUUGAAGGAGAAAA
This is a messenger RNA of Andrographis paniculata, 1364 nucleotides long. Its product is annotated as deSI-like protein At4g17486. The coding region runs from base 436 to 1179 and encodes 247 amino acids. Gene Ontology annotation, molecular function: deubiquitinase activity. Gene Ontology annotation, biological process: protein deubiquitination. Lineage: Eukaryota; Viridiplantae; Streptophyta; Magnoliopsida; Lamiales; Acanthaceae. The transcript is spliced from 4 exons. The record is from RefSeq and is a predicted model, not a curated record.